This is a messenger RNA of Gossypium raimondii (Peruvian cotton), 720 nucleotides long. RefSeq lists its product as uncharacterized. Gene Ontology annotation, cellular component: membrane; endomembrane system. Bases 1 to 720 code for a protein of 239 amino acids. The record is from RefSeq and is a predicted model, not a curated record. NCBI's taxonomy places the organism in Eukaryota, Viridiplantae, Streptophyta, Magnoliopsida, Malvales, Malvaceae. The transcript is spliced from 5 exons.
AUGAAAUCCCAUCUCCCAUCUCCCCUCUUCCAUCAUUCCCCUCUUCCACCGUAUCCUUCUCCCAUUUCCCAUUCCCAUGCAAUACCCAUUCUCAUUUCCCAUUCCCAUUUCCCAUUUCCCAUUCCACCGUGCCCUCCUCCUAUUUCCCAUUCCCAUCUCCCCUCUUCCAUCGAUUCCCCUCUUCCACCGUUCUCUCCUCCCAUUUCCCAUUCCCAUGCAAUACCCAUUCCCAUUCCCAUUCCCAUUUCCCAUUCCCAUUCCAUUCCCAAUUCCCAUUUCCCAUUUCCCAUUCCCAUUCCCAUUAUCAACAAUACCAACAGCAGCAGCAGCAACAACAGAAACAGCAACAAGGGUGUUUUCUUUACUGUUGAAGAAUUGGUUUAUUUUAUGCAAAAAUUGUUCACUGUUGAAGAAUUGGCUCUAUAUAAUGGAACUGAUGAUUCAUUACCCAUACUCUUAGGAAUUUUGGGAUCUGUAUUUGAAGUUAAGAAGGAAAAAUCUCACUAUGGUGCUGGAGGAGGUUACAAUCAUUUCGCUGGAAGAGAUGCCUCCCGUGCAUUUGUUUCUGGAAAUUUUACAGGAGCUGGACUUACAGAUUCAUUGCGAGGUUUAUCCAGCACCGAGGUAAUGAUGUAUUUCCUCUUCCCUUUCAGGGGUAUGACUCCUAUCCUAGUUCCUUUGAGCUACACCCAAUUGAUGCUUUUAUCACCAUCGACUUAA